Ambispora leptoticha is the source of this 347-nucleotide messenger RNA. The record is from the annotation of a GenBank genome assembly. NCBI's taxonomy places the organism in Eukaryota, Fungi, Glomeromycota, Glomeromycetes, Archaeosporales, Ambisporaceae.
CAUCAGUGAUGUCCCAACAAGAUUCAGUCACGGCUCGCGUCGUUUUUGUUACAUGUCCAGACGAGUCUGUGGCCAAAAAAUUAUCUAACGGUAUAGUCAAAGAGAAACUUGCCGCUUGCGUCAACAUUAUCCAUGGGUUAACCUCGAUUUAUUGCGAAUCUAAUGUCAGUAUAUCGUGUCCCGAAAUAAAUGGGAAGGAUACACCGAAAAUAGGGUGGGAAGGAAAACUCGAGGAGACCACGGAACACAUGCUCGUCAUAAAAACUGAAGAAAAACAUAUUCGGGAACUUACAGAUUAUGUUAAUAAGAAUCAUGGAUAUGAAGUUCCUGAAGUCAUCUCAAUUAAG